AUGGCUGCAAACGUCGGCAGCAAAAGCAACGGCAUAUCGCGUCGUGAUGAACUGGAGCUCAUCCGCAAGUAUGUCUACGGAUGCCACAUCCUGCACCGCUACAACGUCGUGGACGCGUAUGGCCACCUGUCCGUGCGCCUGAGCGAGACAGUCUUCAUGAUGGCGCGGUACAUGGCGCCGGCCCUCGUGUCGUCGACGGAGGACAUGGUAUUGUACAAUGUCGAGAGCGGCGAAGCCCUGCAGAAAGACGCACCCAAAGGCUUCUCUGAGCGCUUCAUCCACUCAGAAAUCUACAAGGCAUACCCCAAGGUCCAGGCAGUUGUGCACUCGCACUCACUCGAAGUCAUCCCGUUCUCCAUAUCGUCGGUCGCCCUGCGGGCGUGCUUCCACAUGGCCGGCUUCCUGGGGACCGCCGUGCCCGUAUUCGACGCCGCAACAGUGUAUCGCGAGAACCCAUCGGUCUCAGCAAGUCACGACAUGCUCGUCCGGAGCACGGAGAUGGGCGCAGCGCUGGCCAAGACGCUGGGACCGGCUGACGGCGAGGGGCUGCCCAAGUAUCCGGCUGCGCUGAUGCGUGGGCACGGCUUCGUGGUGACGGCGGACAGCAUCGAGAUGGCGGUGUGCAAGAGCAUAUACACGAUCCAGAACGCGCAGGUGCAGAGGGCGGCGAUUGGGCUGGCGGAGGAGGUGCGCUUCUUCAGCGAGAGGGAGGCUCACGAUGCGGGCAAGACGGCGAUGGCGGGGGCUGCGAAGCCGUGGCCGCUGUGGGUGGCCGAGGUGAAGAACAACAAGCUGUACAAGAACUCCGUGUGA
Molecule: messenger RNA, 813 nt
Organism: Trichoderma citrinoviride
Lineage: Eukaryota; Fungi; Ascomycota; Sordariomycetes; Hypocreales; Hypocreaceae
Product: arad-like aldolase/epimerase
Exons: 2
Coding region: 1-813 (270 amino acids)
Biological process (GO): pentose catabolic process
Cellular component (GO): cytosol
Molecular function (GO): aldehyde-lyase activity
Source: RefSeq, a predicted model, not a curated record